Molecule: messenger RNA, 3764 nt
Organism: Trichoplusia ni (cabbage looper)
Lineage: Eukaryota; Metazoa; Arthropoda; Insecta; Lepidoptera; Noctuidae
Gene: gry
Product: trafficking protein particle complex subunit 11
Exons: 1
Coding region: 331-3642 (1103 amino acids)
Cellular component (GO): cytoplasm
Source: RefSeq, a predicted model, not a curated record
UGUAAAUUGUAGAGUGCACGGGUGUUCCUUGUCCUUUAUGCGGUGGAAAAGCGGAAUAAAAUAAUACCUGGUGGCUGGGUCUUUUUGAUACUUCUUAUUCAUCGUUAUUUAUUCAAUAGACGUACCUAUUCAAGAAUACGAACCGUAUGUCAUUCUGUCAAUUUAUUUUGACGUUUCACUGGCGAUUGGCAAUUUUACCAAAUGAUGGGGGAGUUGCGUUGGAGCUUGUGAAAAUAAUAAAUUAACAUACGCAAAUACCGUAAAAUAUAAAAUGAAAUAGUGACCUUGGUUCUCUGUAGCGUGAAGAGCGAAAGCCUGAUAACUUCGACAAUGGCGACGCAGCCAAACGACUAUACGGAGUUUCCGCCCGAGAUAAUUUUGAAGCCUCUCGCACUGAUUGGACUGUCGGGGCUCGAUGCAGUCAAUAAUGCAGUUCAUAAGGAAAUAUGGGAUGCAUUCUCUAAUAAUCGUCGCGCCGAUCGGACGCCAGUGCGUUUCAAAUUACUCAACAAUACGUUCGAAUUUCCAGUAGUUAAGCCCAAACGGAAUUCAUAUGAGUGGUACAUUCCAAAAGGGGUGCUGAAGAAGAAUUGGAUUCACAAGCGAGUUUCGCUCAUUCCUGCAGUCGUUGUUAUAUUUUAUGAUAUGGAUUGGAAUGACCCACAAUGGAACGAAAAGAUAAUAGAGUGCGCGUCAAAAGUGCAAUCUAUUCGCGCUGCUGUAGAGGGCCAUUCGACGCGGGUUGCCGUCGUCGUCAUCCAGAGCCGUCUGUCGCCGCCGCCUUCAGAAUACAUGCUCGGAGCCGAGCGGGCGCAGGCUCUGUGUGCAGCCUGCGAAAUACAAUCCAAGUCACUAUUUGUUCUACCCCACAGUGAUCACCUAAUGGGUUACAUUAUUCGCCUGGAAAAUGCUUUCUAUGAUAUAGCCCAAAACUAUUACCAUCAUGAAACAAAAAAUAUAAAACAGCACAGAGAUCAUCUCAAUAAAACUACUCACCAGUAUUUAUUUGUGAGGCAUCAAUUUAAGCUAGGAUAUCUCAAUGAGUUAAAGCAAGACUUGAGCACUGCACACAAGCAUUACAUGCAUGCAUACAACAAUAUUUUGGAGACAAGGAUUGUGGACACAAAUACACAUGAGGUAAGGACUGUGGCUGGGUACAUCAACUAUAAGUUAUGUAAACUAUUGUUUGCUCUCAAUUUGCCAAGAGAUGCCAUAGCCCAACUCAAAUCACACAUUGAAAGAUAUAAAAACAGAGUUGGGUCAACAGAGUUGUUGUUUGAACACUAUGCAUGGAUUGCUAGGCAAUACAGUGCCUUUGGAGAAUUAUUUGAUGAAGCAAUACAUGCAGGACUGCCGGCUAUACAGUCACAGCACCCUGGCUUCUAUUACCAACAUGCAGCACAAUUCACUGUCAAGAGAAGGCAAGCCAUGAGGUCUGUGUGUAGUGAAGCUAUGCAAUAUCCUCCACCCCCUGAUCCGCUGGAAGGCAUUGUCGAAUUUUAUGGUCAGCGCCCUUGGAGGCCUGGACGACUCAGUGCUGAUCCCCAUGACCCACAGAAGGAACAAGCCGCUAUAUUGGCUCUGCAAUAUAAUGAAAGAAUUUUUAAUCACUCAGCUAUGAUCAUCAGCUUCCUUGGUUGUGCCAUCUCUCAGUUCAAAACAUUCCACUCUCCACGAAUGAGGAAGCAACUUGUCGUGGAAAUGGCCAAUGAAUACUUUUACUCAGCUGACUAUGGCAAAGCGCUCACAUUAUUAACACAUAUGCUAUGGGAUUAUAGAAGAGAAAAAUGGUGGUUUUUGGCUUCACAUGUCUUAAAUAGAGCAUUGCAGUGUGCCUAUUUGUCAGGUAAGAUACAAGACUACCUACAACUGUCUAUAGAGGCACUGUCCAAACACAUACAAGUGCCAAACAAUGAUAAGGAUAGAAUAUUUAGAAACAUUAUCUCUGUUCUCAAUUUAAAUAUACCUGCUGCAGAACCAGACUUACCUGCUUCCUCUCAACAGAGAGCUUUGGAGCUGUGGCAAUCAGCUAUUGAGAAAGAACCUCUUAUUGUUCCGGUAGACAUGGCUAACAUUUCCAGCUUUUUAGAAGUAAAGCCAAAAUUUAAACAACAGAGAUACAGAAUGGAUGAAGUCAUAGAAUUAGAAUUGUAUGUCCGACUCCUGUAUACCACAGUCCUUGAAGCAAGGAAUGCCUUUGUAGCCAUAUCUAGUCAUACAGAAACUAUAGAAAUACCAAUCACAGAUGAAGGCAACACUACUAUAUCUUUGCAAGGGGGCAAAGUUAAGAGAUUCUUAUGUCAAUUUAAGCCAAAUCCUCAUGACAGUGGUUCAGAUCUGCACAUUAAAAACAUAUCUUUUGUAAUGGACACUGAUAAAAAACGAAAAAUCGUCAUGAAUUUUAAAAUAGAGGGCAGUAAAGUAACAGAUACUACUAUUCAUCCUGAACUACUACACUUCAUAAGAAGCCCUAAAGCAGACUAUGAAUUCGACAGUAUUGUACCCUUGACAGUGGCUUCAAUCAUUUCACGAGAGUGUAAGUUAUCAUUAUUGGUGACCAACUCUAGUCCUGCACUUCAAGGAGAAUGGUUCCCAUCCACUUUCAGUUUGACAAAUAAUGAAGGCACCUGUGUCUAUGAUGUUAAAAUAACAUUGUCUUUGUUAAGUUCCCCAGAUAAUCCAAACCCUGAUUCUGUCACAGAAUUAAGCCUACAAGAGGGAGAAACACAAGGACAACCUCUCAAAAUACAAGUCGGGCUUAUAAACACCAGUGCUAGCUACUCAAAUACAUUUUAUUUAAAGACCAACAGGACUGCAACCACAACUAUUCAAUUAAAAGUAUCGUACAUAAUUGAUCUUCCUGAAAUAUCCAAAUUGGAAUGUACUAAAGAGUUUACUACAAAAAUUACAGUUAUCAAACCAUUUGAGGUGACUACUAAUUUCGUUGCUAUGAAUUUCAAGACUAUUUCGAAGUGUUUUGUGGAUGAUCCCUUCAUUGUUAUGCCACAAAUAAAAAUAUUAAGUCCCUGGGACUUACUGAUAGUGGAUACUGAGCUUGAGGUUGUGGAAUGCUUUAGAAAUAGUGAUGUUGUGAAGCCAUCCUCAUGUAUUAGUAAUUUAGAAGUUGCUGAACAAAACAUAGCUUCUGAUGCUGUAUGUAUACAAGCUAAGUACAAACCUAAAGAUAACCCUACUAGAGUUGGGCUAUAUAACAUAACGUGGCGGCGCAAAACGAGCACGAGCCACUGUGUGAUGAGCAGCACGGCCUUGUCAGGCCUGCCUAUAGAUGACUGUCCCAUAGCCAUACAAGUCAAUUAUCCACAAGUGGUAGAAUUACUGACAUCAGUCCCAUUGAAAUGUACUUUGCUGGGAAAAUUAAGCACUCCUAUCAGGCUAAGCCUUACAGUUGAGGGCACAGACGCGUACAUGUUCUCAGGAUAUAAAAAAAUAUCUGUAACUGUACCUCCUAAAGGAAAAGUAGAGUUAUGCUACAACAUCCAUCCUCUAGUCGCCGGCAACACCACACCUCCCAGGUUAAAAGCUACCAUCAUUGGUGAUGCAGCAAGUCAAGGAGUAGUGAGUGAAAUGUUUGAUAAAAUCUUUCCACAGAAUAUAUUUGUUAUGCCUAAGUACAAUAAAUGAAAGUAUGCUAUGUUAAUUUCUUAAUUUUAAUAUACUGUAAAUAGUAUUGAACAAAUUGUAUAAGUUAUAUUGUAGUUACCUUGUAAUUAUUUUUAAAUAAUUAAACUCAGUUACUUGUUAAA